Molecule: messenger RNA, 1145 nt
Organism: Oppia nitens
Lineage: Eukaryota; Metazoa; Arthropoda; Arachnida; Sarcoptiformes; Oppiidae
Product: transmembrane protein 53-like
Exons: 3
Coding region: 11-1093 (360 amino acids)
Molecular function (GO): serine hydrolase activity
Source: RefSeq, a predicted model, not a curated record
ACGAAACAAAAUGAGUCUCAAAUUGCUAUCAAAUAAUUUUAUUAUUUAUAAUAAAAAUAAUAACCGACUGAUUAUUAAAUGCUAUCUCAAUGGCCAUAACAACUAUAGGAAUACCGCGGCGGCCACUGUCGGUAUAAUGAUUGGUGGCCAACGUUUUGCCGCAAAUGUCACUAAUAUUGCUAAUAAGACACAAUUGGCCGCUUCAUCGUACGGUACGGCAGCCGCAGCCGCAGCCAAAGUGGUACAAAAUAAACUAAUUUUGCCGAAAAAUAUGAGUUUUCAUAACUGCUGGCAUCCAAGUGCUACACCGGAAUCGAUGGCCAUGUUUGACGGCAAACAACAACAACAACAACAAUCAAUGGCUAUUACGGGCACCCGUAGACCGUUGACACUGUUGUUGGCCUGGAUGUUGGCCAAAGACAAGCACAUUGAAAAGUAUCGGCAAAUGUGGUUCAAACGUGGCUUCGACGUACUGACUGUACGGACAUCACCGCUGGAUCUACUGUUGCCGCCGGUUGGCGGACUGGCAGUGGCCAAAAAUAUAGCCAACACACUGAACGAACUAAGCGGCCAAUACAACGAAAUAGUUAUACACAUAUUUUCGGUGGGCGGCUACCAAUUUGGGCUAACACUUAAACAGAUGAUCGGCAAACCCGAGUAUCAGUAUAUACUUGAUUCUAUUAAAGGAAUGGUCAUCGAUUCGAUGGUCUAUCCGGAUGACUGUGCACCCGGUCUAUCGCGUGCCAUAACACUGAACCCGAUAGUACAGCCGGUAAUUGAACAGUCCAUACACGGCUUUCUCAGGCUAUUCAAGAAUAUAUCUGUCAAAUACUAUGACAUUGCUUUCGACGCCUACGCUAAUCCUAAAGCUAAAUAUCCAGGGCUUUUCUUGUACUCGAAAGACGAUUUGGUCAGUAGCGUUGCGACCAAUGAUUAUCUGGUGGACACAUGGCGUCGGGCCGGCCAUAACGUCAGGUCCAAGUGCUGGGAUCGGUCGACACAUGUACUACACUAUAGAGACCAUCAACAGGAAUACGAGGACGAGUUGGACGCCUUCAUCAAGAGUUUGAAACUGAGAAACGCUAACAUCUAAUUGAAUUGAAUUGAAUUUUUAUUUUAUUUAUUUAUAUUUUAAUUGAAGUUUU